AUGCGGGGGCUGGGCAGCGCGAGUGGCUCCGCGGGCCGCGUAGCGCUGUCCCGGGAGGACAAGGAAGCCGCCAAGCUGGGGCUGUCAGUGUUCACGCACCACCGCACCGACAGCAGCAGCCGAGCUACUUCUCCAGCCGCAGCCAAAAGGAAGCCGCGCGUGGAAGACAAGGCCGACCCCGGUGCGGAGAGCCACAAGAAAAGCAAGAAGGAAAAAAAGAAAAAGAAGAAGAAACAUAAGAAGCAUAAGAAGAAGAAAGACAAAGAACACAGGAAGGAUGCUGAGGCUUCCUCCUCCUCUCCCUCUCCCACUCGGCCCAGACGCCGGCGCCAUGAUUCUGACUCCUCUUCCCCCAGCUGUAAGAGAAGGAAACGGGGGCCUAGCGGAGGCUGCAGAAAGAGCCCACCCCACAGACGGCCGAGCAGAGGCUCAGAUGACUGAGUGUGGACUGAUACCCACCAGAGCUCUGGCUGGCUGCUUUGUGCUUGGUUACCUGCGGACCUGCCUAG
Dipodomys ordii (Ord's kangaroo rat) is the source of this 509-nucleotide messenger RNA. RefSeq names its product chromosome unknown open reading frame, human C1orf35. The coding region runs from base 1 to 441 and encodes 146 amino acids. NCBI's taxonomy places the organism in Eukaryota, Metazoa, Chordata, Mammalia, Rodentia, Heteromyidae. The transcript has 5 exons. The record is from RefSeq and is a predicted model, not a curated record.